Messenger RNA from Cyphellophora attinorum, 213 nucleotides. RefSeq lists its product as uncharacterized. Gene Ontology annotation, biological process: proton motive force-driven ATP synthesis. Lineage: Eukaryota; Fungi; Ascomycota; Eurotiomycetes; Chaetothyriales; Cyphellophoraceae. Bases 1 to 213 code for a protein of 70 amino acids. The transcript is spliced from 3 exons. The record is from RefSeq and is a predicted model, not a curated record.
AUGGCCGGUGUCGCAAUGUACAAUAUCUUCGGCCGCCAGGUGGGCGCGCAUUGGCUCUCAAUGGCGACCCUUGGCUCAGCGGCCGCCCUCCCAUUCCUGUUCGGAGGCAAGAAGACGGAGCCUGGCUCGAAGAACACACCCCCGAUCAAUGCUUCAAGUAAAGCCGAGGAGGACUUCAUAUCAGAUUUCUUGAAGGAUUCGGAGAAGAAGUAA